AUGGAUAAAUUUAAUGCUAACACUGAUGGCCAUAUUGGUGAGGAUUCUUUUGAAUCACCUACUGUUAAAACAACAGGAGACAAACCAAAGACUAUUCAUGUGGCACACAGAAGAUCUCCUUCUGAAUUGACCACUUUGAUGCUUGAACAAUUGAGUCUACAACGUCAAUUAGAAAUUGUCCAAGCUCAACAGCAACAGAUUCUUCAACAACAACAACAACAACAACAACAAAGCGGCGGGACCUCUAAUUUUGGUUAUCAAAAUAUGCUCCAACCUCCUCCAAGUUUAGGCCAACCUCAAAAUUCAAAUAGGAGUAACCACCAUCGGAAAACUUCUUCAUCGUUUCAGAAGGAGACCGAAUAUGGAACCCCAAGAAGUCAUAGACGAUCCCAAUCUUCUGUUACCUCGGUUGGCAGUAUUCCAUUCUCCAAGACUGAUUCAAGACCUCAGGCCCUGGGACAUACAAGAAGACACUCUUUGGGUUUAGCUGAAGCUAAAAAGGCUGCAGCUGAAGCUCAUGCACAAAGGUAUAAUUCUCCUUCUAAACUGUCGAUUGAGUCAUCUCAGGUGAAUCUUAACGAAAACGAAAGUACCCCUCCAAGCUUUAAGUUCCCUGGAUCUCCAAACUUGAGCUCUAAUGAAGCAGAGUUUUCGACUCCACCAGCCAAUUACCACUCGAGAACUAGAUCAAGCCUGUCUGGUGAUAAAUCUCCUCAAAGGGGCUUUCAAUUCCCUCCAAAGGAUCAAAACCAAUUGCUACAACCUCCGCAACCUUCCUUUUCUGGCUCUCAUGUUAGAACAGGCUCUGAUUUAAGUUCCAAUUGGAGGAAACCUACAUCGAAUAAUCAAUCAAGCCCUUCUUCUUAUCAUCAUCACAAUAAUUCUCAAAGUUUCGAGUCCUCCAAUUUCUUACCUGGUCAUAGACCAAGAAAUUCCUACGGCGGUUCAAUCUCUUCAGUUUCUCAAUAUAAUAACAACAACCAAGGUCAGAGAAAAUCAUUAUUUGCUCCCUAUUUACCUCAAAAUUCUUUACCUGAUCUAAUUAAUGAAGGUAAAUUAGUUACAGGUGUUUUGAGGGUCAAUAAGAAAAACAGAUCAGAUGCUUAUGUUUCAGCUGAAGGUUUGUUGGAUGCUGAUAUAUUUAUCUGCGGUUCUAAAGAUCGUAAUAGGGCGCUCGAAGGUGAUACUGUUGCUGUCGAGUUGUUAGUUGUCGAUGAGGUUUGGUCAUCUAAACGUGAGAAGGAGGAGAAGAAGAGAAGAAAGGAUACUAAAUCAAACUUUGAUAUUGCUGAUGAUGUUCAUAACGAUGCAAGCACCUCAUCCACUGAUCCUUCACACAGCAAUUCAGGCUCUUUGAAUAGAAAAGGUUCCUUAAAGCAAAGACCAAUUCAAAAGAAGAACGAUGAUCUUGAAGUUGAAGGUCAGUCAUUAUUGUUGGUGGAAGAAGAGGAAAUCAACGAUGAUGCAAAACCUCUAUAUGCUGGUCACGUUGUUGCUGUUAUUGACCGUAUCCCAGGCCAACUUUUCUCUGGCACUCUAGGUUUGUUGAGACCUUCACAGGCUGCAAAGAAAGAGAAGGAAAGAGAAGAAAAUGGUGGUGAUUUCUCCAAAAAUGAACAUAAACCUAAACCCAAACCUAAAAUUGUUUGGUUCAAACCAAUUGAUAAAAAAGUUCCUUUGAUUGCAAUUCCAACUGAGCAGGCGCCUAAAGAUUUUGUUGAGAACCAUGAAAAAUACGCCAACCAAACUUUUAUUGCAUCCAUUAAAAGAUGGCCAAUUACUUCAUUACAUCCAUUUGGUACCUUGGUUUCGAGAUUAGGUGCCACUGAUGAUAAAUCUGUAGAAGUUGAAUCUAUUUUGAGAGAUAAUAAUUUUAUGUGUGAUGAGUACCUUGACGGCGAGGAGAAGUAUAUGCUCGAUUUUCCAACAAGUGACUAUAUCUUAGCCAAGAGACCAAGAAAAGAGUUUGAUGAUUAUGUAAUUGCCUGUUCCCAAAACGGUCAGUUUUCUGAUCAUGCGUUCCACGUCAGAGGUGUAUCCGAUAAUACCAUCGAGCUAGGUGUCCAUAUUGUAGAUGUUAGUGAGUAUGUUCAAAACGGUACUAACUUAGACAAAAGGGCAAAGAAGAGGUCACACGGAGUCUUUUUACCUCAAAAAUCUGUCAAUUUAUUCCCUGAUACUAUUAACAAAAUGAUUUCAUUCCAAGAAAAUGUUAGAUCACCUGCAUUAUCCGUCAUUUUCACUAUCGAUUCACUAACGUUUGAAAUUGAAAAUGUGUGGAUGGGAGAAACCUCAGUCAAACCCACUACAAGAACUGAAUACUCUGAAAUUGAUAAGAUACUUGAGAAACUAGAAGUUGCCGAUUCAUCUGAUAACCAAAAUGCCUUGUCUAGUUAUUUUGCAACUCUAUCUCUAAUUGCUUUAAGAUUAAAGGAAAAACGCCUCAAUAACCCGAAGCUGUCCAGCAAUAGGAUGUUGCCUCUUUUGGAUCAACUUGAUGAUGAAAGAGUUAAAUUAUCUUUGAAUAUCUACGAAAACAUCAAGUCAGCUUCCAUUUUGGAUGAAAUUUUCCAUACUGUCAAUGCAGCUGUUGCCCAAAAAAUUCAUUCAGCUUUAGGCGACCUUGCGUUUCUAAGAAAAUUUCCUAUUCCGACGUUAACUAAGUUUGAGUAUUACCAGAGUAAGAUAGCUGAGCUUGGUGUUCAUUUAGACACCACAAACGCUGGUAGUUUUCAAAAUUCUAUUUUAGCAAUAGAAGAUCCAAUUAAAAGAGAGGCCGUCGAAACUAUUCUAGUUAAAUGUAUGGGUAGAGGUAAGUACACUAUUGCAGGAAAAUGUGAUCAAGAAUUAGCUCAUUAUCUUUUCAAUUUACCAACAUAUACCCAUUUUAAUGCUCCAUUGAGAAGGUAUGCAGAUAUCAUUGUUCAUAGACAACUGAAGCAUAUUAUAAACAACUCUGUUGAUUCCUAUACCGAAGAUGUAAACUCGUUAAAGGUGAUUAGUGACUAUUGUAAUUUCAAGAAAGAUUGUGCAACAGCAACCCAAGAACAAGCUAUUCAUUUAUUGUUAUGCCAAACGAUAAAUGACAUGUCUUCUAAAACUGGCCAAGUUCUUUGUAAAGGUGUUGUCUUACAAGUUUACGAGUCUGCGUUUGAUGUUUAUCUACCUGAAUUUGGUAUUGAGAAGAGAGUUCACGGUGAUCAACUACCACUAACAAAGGCAGAAUUUGAUAAACAUAACAAAAUACUAAAGUUAUUCUGGGAUCCAAAUGUUGACGCAGCAACUUUUGUUCCUGAGGAUGAAAACGAGCCGUUAUCGUACAGAAAUUCAAUUAAAAAUAAAUUUAGAGUCUCAUCUGAAAAUGCAGCAAGAGCUCAAGAUGAAUCUGUUUCAAAAGAGUCCGGUUUAUUAAGUGAUGAGAUGUACAAUAAGCUAACGAAACUAAAAUUAACUCCACCGAAAAUUGAUAUCCUUAUACCCAAAGAAGGUGAAGAUCCAUUAGCUCCUUACAUUAAACCAUUAUCGACAAGAAUUGAAGGAAAUAAUCAUAUGCAAGAUAUUAAACUACUUGAUACAGUUCCUGUUAUUCUUAGAGCGGAAAUUGGUAUGUCGCUACCGUGUUUGACUGUUCGUGUUUUGAACCCGUUCUACAAGGAACGCAAGUAA
Molecule: messenger RNA, 3666 nt
Organism: Pichia kudriavzevii
Lineage: Eukaryota; Fungi; Ascomycota; Pichiomycetes; Pichiales; Pichiaceae
Exons: 2
Coding region: 1-3666 (1221 amino acids)
Biological process (GO): mRNA catabolic process
Cellular component (GO): P-body; exosome (RNase complex)
Molecular function (GO): RNA binding; 3'-5'-RNA exonuclease activity
Source: RefSeq, a predicted model, not a curated record